Ectocarpus siliculosus is the source of this 888-nucleotide messenger RNA. The record is from the annotation of a GenBank genome assembly. Lineage: Eukaryota; Phaeophyceae; Ectocarpales; Ectocarpaceae.
AUGGGUGAGGACGGGCUGGGUGAUGUGAUGUGCCUCUCUGCCGGUCGUGCUUUCCGUCCGGCGUGCUCCACAGCCUUCCGCACCAACUUGUCCACUUACUUGUGCACUUGGGUCGGCCUUCUGCCGUCUGCUGUGUCGUGCUCCUGCUCGUGCCUACUUCUGUACGGACAAGGCUUGCUGCAAACCCUGCCCGGCGACUUCACACCCCAUGAAAAGGAGGCAAGCCUGUGGAGUGGACCAUCAAGCAUGUUACCUGUACAGCAGGUCUCCUACGUUCAGAUGUGCGAGGUUGAAGGAGUUCGGGUAGAUGGGGUGGGCUGCACAUCCUUUGCCGCUUUCAAGCCAGCCUUGGACGUUGGCAGCUUCUCCAUCCCCGAAGACUGGUGCAAGUCCCCUGGGUCGGAUGAGACGGACCCACCCGGGGACGCCGACGGCACCGCCGGUUCGGAUGACUCGGGGUCGGCGGCAACGCACACCGACGGGGACGACGAAGCCUGCUCGGAUGAUGAGCGAGCCGACGAUCGGACCAAGGGCCGAGCUGCGGAAGAGGCUGCACGUCGGGAAGAGUUGGAGGUGGUCAGGUGGUCACGGCGGAGAGGCGAAAGGAUGUGCCACUCGGCGAAGGGGACGGUUCGACAAGCAAGGGCUCGUUGUCCGCCGGGGGCACAAGCAGUGAAGCCCCAGUUCCUCGAGAACGAGAGGAGAGAGAGCUGUCAUGCGCCCUUUACGCUGGCCGACGCGGCUCAGAAGGUAGACUCUCUUCCUCUGGCGUCAGCGGGGCUGGGCAUCCACGACGACUUCGUUGGGAGCGGCGGAGUCCUGGGAGUGGGGUUCGAUCUUGGGCUGCAGGCAAGUAAUAGGUGUCAAUCGACAUGUAUUUUCCGCUAG